AUGACUCAAAGUAACCCCAUCCAACGAUAUUCGAAGUUUGAAGCAGGCCUUUCGACUUCACCUACUUCAAGUCCGGCUGGCUCCGGACGACCUCACUCAUCACUCACCAUUACCUCGACCCCUCGCCAACCAUCAUCCGAGCAGCAAGAAGCACUUCAAAUCAGAGCAAUGGCUGCCCAGCAGAUCUCUCCUACACCAAAGACACCAAAGACACCACUCAUGCCGUUCGCCUACGCUGAGUGGGACUUUGGCGGCGAGCUCUCGAUUCGCAAUGUCUUCAACAAGGACAACAUUGCGGCAACCCAGGCGAAGUUUGAAAGUGUCCUGGCUUCCCCGAUGGCUCCCAAGAAGUGGAAGGACAAGACUCCGGUCACAGCUGCAUCCCGUCGAGUCCUCCCCAGUGAACAGUCUGACCUUCAAAAGCUGCAUGGGCCUGAGCUAUACCGCAAGCUGUUCCGCGGCUGUGGUCUUCAUGAUGCCGAGAUGAUGCCCAAGAUCCUCAGCCGGCUGUCCAAGAUUGCGCCUAUGGUGUACCCUACACACACCGCACUUCACAAGAACCUAUUGGGCAUCCUUCGCGAGAUCAAGGUCCGCGGCGAUGCUGCGCGAUGGGCCGACGAUUCCAACCUGCGGGCUGAUGCGCUCGAAGUAGAAGCCGUUCUGGCCCAUAUCAUCUAUGGUGCAAGUGGCGAGGGCUAUCUCAGCAUCGCCAAGAGCCUCGUCCAGCUUCUCAAAGAGACUGGGCUCGCCUGGAUCCUGCUUUCUACUGAGGCCCAGCGCAUCCCGCCGUGCUGGGAAGCCUGGGCACUCAAACGCCGACAGGCAAUCCCCGGCCUUCAACAACUCCGUCUCAAAGAGCUCACGCCCAGCCGUGGUGGGAGCGGCUCGUUCAGCGUCGACUCUCCAACACCUGGCCGGCAGGGAGAUCACGACGAUGACGUCUUUGUUGACCACGAUGAUUCGCACUCUCAUCAGGCUAUUGACAACAAUGCUCACCAGACUCUCAAAUACACCCCGCCCUCUGCAUUGAGACCCUUGUUCGGUGAUGGCCCGUUCAGCGCCGCUCGCACGGAUGCGUUCGACCCUCCCUUUGACAAGGAGCCACGCAGCAGCGCAACCGUCUCCGGUCAAGACACGCCCACCGACGACUCCCACCCGAGAUCUCCGCCCUUCAAUGGCGAGAACAACAUGAACUGUAUGGGGGCCGACAGCCUCGAGGACGUCCGUGGGAUGCUAGAGACCAACAAAGCUAUGAUCACCAGCCUCCAGAAGUGUCUGGAGAAGCAGACGCAAGCCCAGUCGGAGCUCUGCGCCAAGCAUGUCCAGCAGAUCAGCGAGAUUCUGGACACCCACACAAGCCGCAUUCGUGCGCUGCAGGAUACUCACGCCAAGCAGAUCCAGGAGAUCCAGGCUGCCCACUCCUCCCUGGUGCGCGAAAUCCAGGCCGUCCACGGCAGCCAGAUCCAGGAGAUCCAAGCGACCCAUGCCGCCCAGAUCCAGGAGACCCAGGCGUCUCAAGCCAGCCAGGUCCAGAAGAUGCAGGCCACUAUAGAAGCAAACGAGUCUGCCAUGCGAGACAUGAGAGGCUCCCAGGACACGGCGCUCAAGACGGCCGUGGAGCAGCUCGAGGCCAAGAUGCAGAGCAAGUUCGACCAGGCACAGCAGCACUUCCAGUCGCUGUACAACAACAUAACCCAGCCAACACAGGUGCACUAUUUCACUGCCAGCCCUCCCCAGCAGCAGCAGCAACAGUACGCCACUGGCAUGCCCCCCAUCCAGCAAUACUACAGUAGCAUGCCUGCCAUGCAGCACUACCCCGUCAACAUGGUGCAGCCCCGACCUGCCCCAGUUCAGCCGGUGAACUACGACGAGUGGAAGCAGAAGCAGGCGCAGGAGCAGCAGCAGCAGCAGGUCUCUCUUGGCAAGCGUGCCAUCGAGCCAGAGGUGUAUGAUGUUCCAGACAAGCGUCGGAAGCUGGACAACGUAUCCGAGUGCUAG
Microdochium trichocladiopsis is the source of this 1998-nucleotide messenger RNA. RefSeq lists its product as uncharacterized. The transcript has 2 exons. Bases 1 to 1998 code for a protein of 665 amino acids. The record is from RefSeq and is a predicted model, not a curated record. Lineage: Eukaryota; Fungi; Ascomycota; Sordariomycetes; Xylariales; Microdochiaceae.